AUGUGGGGUCCCUCUCGUGGAAGACAAUCUCCACACACUUACUCCAAUGUACUUUUUGUUGAUCCUAUCCAAGAAGACACAGGUGAUUAUAUGAAACUGGCAGAAUUAUUCUAUCACCAUAAUGUACCACUUAGUUUGCCUCCUUUUGAAAGCUGGCAUAAUUUUUUACAGACUGCUGCGUAUUGGACAUGGCCCAGUGCUGUCAUGUGUGUAGUCAGGAAUAGGCAACAGCUUAUACAGCUCUAUUUCAUGUACCAUGAAGUUAAAGAUGGAAAUGUUCUAACAGUAAAUCAUGUGAAAGGUGUUCUUCGAAGCGAAUACCCACAUGCUGAUGUUCAGAGUAUACUAGAUGUUCAUUCUGAAUACGAUGAAGGGAGGAAGGCAGGAGCAACCUUUUAUAAAAAGACUGGCCUGGGUCCGUUGCCUCAAGCUCUGUUUAAUGGCGUGCCCUUUAACAGAGAAGAGAUGGAUGCUGCAGAGUUAGAGACAGUUAUUCUUCAGAGGAUUAUUGAUGCCACUGGCUUCUUCCAGAGGGCAGUCUUCAUGGGUGUGUUAAAUGAUCACAUGAAUGCAAUGGAUUUUCUUAUGGAUCAACAUAAUGUAGUUUCCCGUACAAACCCCACUAUACUUGCAGCAGAAAGAAGAUACAUACAUUUCAGAUCCACAUCUGUGCCAUUUGAUGUGGAAGACUUCUCUACUUUCUCUUUUUUGGACUCACAAGAUAAAAGUGCUGUAAUUUCAGACAGCAUGAAGUAUUUAACAAAAAAGGGUGAGGAUGCAUUAUACGCUGUUACUAUCUGGAUUAUUGCUGAUUUUGAUAAGCCAUCUGGGAGACGACUGCUUUCUAAUGCCUUGAAACACCUGAAAACAAGCAGUCAUACACGAAUUGGGAUUUUGAACAAUCCUUCAUCAAAAAUAGAGGAAGAUAACACCGCUGUUGCGAGAGGAAUUUUGGCUGCUUUUCUAACCCAAAACAACAGCAACUUAAAAAGCUUCCUAAGUAAACUCAGUAAGGAAGAGACAGCAAAAUCCCUUGCUGCUGGAGCUAAAAUCACGCAAUUCCUCAUCCCAGGAAUGGACGGUGAUACUUUUGAGAAGAAGUACAACACUUUAGGACUGGAUUUGAUUAAAACCCACCAGAUGUUCUGCCAGGAGGUUCUUAAGCUGCUUCCUGGGCAAACGGGUGUUAUGUGCAAUGGCAGG
Molecule: messenger RNA, 1203 nt
Organism: Apaloderma vittatum (bar-tailed trogon)
Lineage: Eukaryota; Metazoa; Chordata; Aves; Trogoniformes; Trogonidae
Product: UDP-glucose:glycoprotein glucosyltransferase 2-like
Exons: 10
Cellular component (GO): endoplasmic reticulum
Molecular function (GO): UDP-glucose:glycoprotein glucosyltransferase activity
Source: RefSeq, a predicted model, not a curated record